AUGGUGAAUUGGAUUCUCGGAGACAAGUUCGACACGGUCUACCCUCACCAGGGUUCGAUCAAGGCUUUGUGGGAAAAGAAGUGGAAAUUCCCUUGCACCAAGUCCAUCUACCCGUUCCACGAUGGGUCCGUGGAGGAUUUCGAACCCAUCUUCGAAAAGCUGAUUGCCGACAACGUCAAUGAUGCUAGCACGGAUGCAUACACCGAGGCAUUCCUGCCCACGGCAACAGCUUUGGAGAACAAGGCGGCCGAAGCUGAGAAAAACGGCAACUUCGAUCUCGCAUCGGAUCUCUACCGCCGCGCAGCAGUGGUCCUGCGCAUCUCGCGUUUCCCAUACGUCAGCCCAUCCACUCGGCCAGAGACAUCCAUCAAGCGCGCUGCUUUCAACCGCCAGAAGGAGAUCUACAUGAAGGCCACGGCUCUGUGGAAGCCAAUCAUGACCGAGGUGGUGAUCCCUCACGCCCACCGUUCCGGCCGUGACGGCACUGAGAUCUCGAUGUACGUUCGCUUGCCCGAGGAAGCCAGCGCCGACAACCGUGUGCCGGUCGUGCUUCUCAUGACGGGUCUUGAUGGAUACCGCCCUGACAACAGUCAGCGCUCGCAUGAGAUCAUCAGCCGUGGCUGGGCGACGGUUAUCGUGGAGAUCCCCGGUACCGCGGACUCGCCUGCGGACCCUGCGGACCCGCAGUCGCCUGAUAGACUGUGGUCAAGCGUUCUUGACUGGAUGGCCCAGAAACCCGAGUUUGACAUGACACGUGUCGCAGCUUGGGGUUUGAGUGCUGGUGGCUUCUAUGCCAUUCGGGCGUCUUGUGUCCACCGUAAUCGUCUCCUUGGAGCGGUUGCCCACGGCCCUGGAUCGCACUAUGUCUUCAGCCCUGAGUGGUUGGCCAAGGCCAAUGACCACGAGUAUCCCUUUGAGCUCACUACUGCCAUGGCCGAGAAGUAUGGCUACGACAAUGUCGAGGACUUUGUCCAAAACGCGCAGAAGAAGUUCUCGCUGAUUGAGACUGGCAUUGUCCAACAGGACAACUGUCGUUUGCUUUUGCUGAACGGCGUUGAUGAUGGUGUUGUCCCAAUCGAAGACUCGAUGGUCUUGAUGAACCACGGAGGUCCCAAGGAGGGACGAUUCUUUGAGAACAGGGUGCACAUGGGUUACCCAGACACUCUGCCGGUGGCCUACAAGUGGUUGGAGAGUGUUUUGUCCCCUGACAUGCCACGGGUCAAGAACUAG
Molecule: messenger RNA, 1230 nt
Organism: Penicillium brevicompactum
Lineage: Eukaryota; Fungi; Ascomycota; Eurotiomycetes; Eurotiales; Aspergillaceae
Gene: ayg1
Product: heptaketide hydrolyase ayg1
Exons: 5
Coding region: 1-1230 (409 amino acids)
Source: RefSeq, a predicted model, not a curated record